AUGCGGGAGGAGAUGCGGGAGCUACCUCCGCGUCCUCUUUCUUGGCUGUGAACGCGCGCGGUGGAUUUCUUGCCAGAACACCCAGCCGCCUUCUUGAUGACCGACCACCACGAUCUUCUGGCUCCUCAAACUAUGAGCAGGCUGCAGCGGGCAUUUGGGAAUACAGGGCUCUGACUGGGCAUCAUCACCUGGAGCUCUGGAGUGAGCCUCAGCAUGAAGACCCAAACCGGCAAAGGCGCCACAGCAGCAUCGUCGGGCCGGCGAAAGCCCCGCUUCACCUUGCGGGGCCGAAAGAAGAAGGACGGCGUGAUCCGAGGCAAGCUUCGCCUACGUUCCAUCGCCGGAGCCUUCUUGGUGCUCGGGGUCAUGGUGGUCACGGUGGGCACGGCUCUGGCUGUGGCCGGAUACCGAAUGUCACGUUUGUCCAUUCUGGGAGCCGCCGAGGGCAAUCGUCUUUCCCAACCGCGGGGGAAUUGGAGUCUGGGAGCCAAGGGCUUCCUGUCCUCCGUCAGCAUGAUCCACUGCGAGCGGAUGAAGCUGCUGGGUCCCGUCAUCAUGGGGGUGGGACUCUUCAUCCUCAUCUGCGCCAACACCGUCUUGUACGAGAACCGCGACAGAGAGACUCAAAUGCUCCUGGCUCAGAUGCGCAACGUCAUCUGCUCCGUGUCUGCGGCCGUACCCUCGGCGGACCUCCGACAAAUGGCCUUGGCCAACGCCGUGUCCAAACAUCACUGGGUGAGCACUUUGCCCGCCGCCCAGCUCAACAGCUUAUGUCGACAGCAGCUGGCGAGUUCCGAGCCCGUCCUGCAGAGCGGCGCCGCCGUCUACCGGCAGACGGAGGCUCUCCAUCAUCAAGAGUCGUCAGCGCCUCCGACCUCCACCGAUUGCUCCUCCUGUAAUUCCAGCCGGAUGGACUUGGACGCUCGGCGUGAAGCCCGGCCGAGCUUUAAGAGCCGGGCCGACGACGCCCGGCUGGCCGACUGCCUGAUGUCGGCCAGCUCCAUGUCCACCCUGGGCGUGGACGACGUGGACAGUCCGGCCGCUCAACCUCGACGCUGCCAUAGUAUGAGCUACAGGACUAAACCUUACGUGGCUCAAAGUUCUUUGUCGGCGGAGAAAGCAGAUCAAUCGGAUCGGAGAAGAGAGCCGCUUUCCGGAGUCAGCGUUGUUCACAUUCCCGGACAGGUUGCGGACGAGCACCCUCAUCAAAGCUGGCCUCGGCUAGACCUGGGCGGAGGCAGACGCUAUCUGAAGUUGGACAACAAAGAGGACUCUGUGGACAAACUGCUGGAUCGGUUAGAGCAGCAAUCUUCUCAGUGGGAUAAGAGUUUUGGUUCAGGACCUUUCCAGUGACAGGAAGUCAUCAUUUUUUAAAUGAUGAAAGUGAACGGUUCUCUUACGCCGAGGGAGUUCUGCGCCAUUUGGAGAGCCUGUUGACCGACAGUCACAAUUGAUGCACAGAUGAAUCGAAGGAGCUGCUCUCAUUGAUGAGCUAAACAUUGGG
This is a messenger RNA of Syngnathus acus (greater pipefish), 1504 nucleotides long. RefSeq names its product transmembrane protein 200B (gene tmem200b). Bases 214 to 1353 code for a protein of 379 amino acids. The record is from RefSeq and is a predicted model, not a curated record. The transcript has 2 exons. NCBI's taxonomy places the organism in Eukaryota, Metazoa, Chordata, Actinopteri, Syngnathiformes, Syngnathidae.